Penicillium olsonii is the source of this 1389-nucleotide messenger RNA. The record is from the annotation of a GenBank genome assembly. Lineage: Eukaryota; Fungi; Ascomycota; Eurotiomycetes; Eurotiales; Aspergillaceae.
AUGAUUUCUUAUCUGUAUGGGAUUGUGACUCGUGCCAUGUCUCCACUGAUCCACAACAACGGCCUUCCCUCCCCUGUGUCCCAGGAUGGCACUGAUAACGGCGGCACAAAGCCCGUUGUGAAAGAUGAUCUCUUGAACGAACUGGCAGGCUCCAUUUCGACCAAUGCUCAGCUUUUGAGCACGUAUUUGCACUCCGAAGGCCAUCCAGUUCCUUCUUUCGAGCGGGAUGCUGCCCCCAAGGCAGUUCCUGCCUCUGCCCCGGGCGAGGUUCAAGCUGCGCGAGAGGCACUGCUAGAUGCAUCCAUGAAGAUGUUCCAGUUAGCAUCCGGACCUAGCGAGUACCUGCCAAACUUGGCGGUGCAAUAUCAAUAUCUCUCAUGUCUUCAUUGGCUGAUUCAUUUCGGCAUCUUGGCUCGAGUUCCCCUCAACGGGUCAAUUUCUUAUGCCGCCCUGGCAGCAGAUGCAGGUGUCCCAGAACGAACACUGAAGACAGUAGCUCGCAUGGCAAUGACGAGUCACGUCCUGUGUGAGGUUCAGCCUGGCUUCAUCGCCCACUCGGCGACAUCGGCACAGUUCGUUACUAACCCGAGCAUGAACGACUGGGCCGAGUUUAUGUGCCAGGGCUCAGUUCCGGCCGCUUUAAGUCUCGUGAAAGCCACCGAGCGAUGGCCUACUAGUCAGUCCCGGACUGAAACGGCCUAUAAUGCCGCGUUUGAGACGGAGCUACCGUUCUUCGACCAUCUAGCAACAUUGCCCGAUCGCACUCGUCAAUUUGCAGGUUACAUGAAAAACGUGACCAGUAGCGAAGGCACUAAGCUGGACCACUUGCUCAGCGGGUUUGACUGGUCGGGAUUGGGAACGGCGCGGGUCGUCGAUGUCGGAGGAUCCACGGGAAAUGCAGGCAUAGCGCUCGCCAACUCAUUCCCAGAACUAGACGUGACCGUUCAAGAUCUCAGUGAGAAUGCCGCCGAGGGGGCCGCGACUCUGAAACCCGAGUUGGCGUCACGCGUCCAUUUCCAGGCCCACGACUUCUUCCAGCCGCAGCCCAUUGUCGGGGCUGACAUUUAUCUUUUGCGGAUGAUUCUACACGAUUGGGCUACACCGGACGCCGUGCGGAUCUUGCAGCAGCUGGUUCCGGCUUUGCGUCGGGGAUCGCGUAUUGUGAUUAUGGACUCGGUCUUGCCGCGCCCCGGGUCGGUGGCCCCGACUAAGGAGCGCCUUCUCCGCGUUCGGGAUUUGACCAUGCUGCAGGUUUUCAAUAGCUGCGAGAGAGACUUGGAUGACUGGAAUCAGGUGUUGAGUCUUGCGGAUGAGCGCUUGCGGUUGGUUGAUGUUGCUCAACCCCGCGGGAGUGUCAUGUCCCUCCUUACUAUUAGCCUGGUCGACUGA